AUGGAGACACAACAACCCUCAACUAGAGGUCAACUCAAUUCCUUAUGGAGCGAGAAGCGACUGAUCGCCAUAUGCUUCUUCAUUGCCUUGGCUCAGUUUCAGUAUGGGUAUGAUUCGGCUGCUGUUUCUGGCUUCCAGUCCAUGCCAGGCUUCCUCAUCGUCUUUGGCUACGUCGAUCCCACGAAUCCAAUCGGCUACAACAUCACCACCAAAGUGCAAACCCUCCUGCAGAGUCUUAUCAGUCUUGGUGCCCUGGCAGCAUGCAUCCUCAUCUUCAACUUUGGUCGAUUCAUCAGCCCUCGAGUUGGUCUCUGGAUUGCUUCGCUUGUUGGCGUAAUCUCAGUCGCUGCUCAAAUUGGAAGCACGCACCUCGCCGCAUUAUACUUUGGUCGUAUCAUGCUUGGAUUCUCGAACGGCUUCUACAGUACCUUUUCUGCCAUCUAUAUCGGAGAGUCGACUCCAGCGUAUCUUCGAGGCGCGGCUAUUGGCUUGGUCGUCUUACAGAUCAAUAUCGGUGCUCUUAUCGGUAUUGUCGUUGAUAACUCAACUCAGGUCAUGCUCAGCCGCUUGUCGUACCAGAUACCUCUUGCAGUCAUGUUUGUUGUUCCAGUCAUCAUGUCCAUCGGACUGAUAUUCUUACCAGAGACCCCUCGCUAUUAUAUCUCAAAGGGUCAAGACGAUAAAGCUGAGGCUUCAAUUCGAAAGCUACGAGGUAUAACCGAUGACGAAAGAAUUCGUGAGGAUAUCAUGAUUAUGAAGAAUGCUUGGUUGGAAGAGACUGAGAUGCGCUCCACUACUCACCUGCUUGACGCUUUCCGAGGCACAGACCUGCGACGCACUCUUCUCAGCAUUGCGACAGCUGUUGGCCAAGCUACUACCGGCAUCUACUUCAUCGCAGGCUUCUCAGUCUUUUUCUUUGUUCAGGCACGGAUCGGUGACCCAUUCAAGUGGGUGACUGUAUCUCUCGCCAUCGCUCUCACGGGAAAUAUGCUCUCUUUCCCCGCUGUGCGGUUCUUCAACCGUCGACAUCUUCUCCUUGGCACAUCUCUUCUCAAUUCGGGUUUGAUGUUAGGUAUGGCAGUUGCCUAUACCGUUUCUCCCGUGGGAUCACCCACUGCUGGAAAGGUUCUCGUCGGGUUGAGCAUUAUCUUCACCUGGGUGUAUGGUAUCGGCCAAGGUCCUGUACUAUGGGCUCUGCAGACUGAGAUUCCCUCUCAGCGACUACGAGCACAGACAGUGGGCUUCUCCCAAGGUACAAGCUUCUUGGUUUCAUGGUUGAGUGCGUAUUGUACGCCGUACUUCAUCAACCCUGAGGCACUCAACUGGGGUCCCAAGUAUUGUUACAUCUGGGCUGGUAGCAACCUUAUCUUGGCUGUCUUUACAUACUUUUUCAUUCCGGAAACUAAGGGCCGAAGCUUGGAGCAACUGGAUGAGCUGUUUGACAAGAGAAUAUCGGCAUGGAAGUUCAAGCGCUAUGUCACAGAUCUGCAGCAAGUUGAUACAGAUAAUUACGUGGGACGAAUGGACACUAAGGAGAAGGCGGGUAUAGUUGAGGUUGAGCAUAAGGAGAACUAA
Fusarium redolens is the source of this 1575-nucleotide messenger RNA. Its product is annotated as general substrate transporter. Gene Ontology annotation, molecular function: carbohydrate:proton symporter activity. Bases 1 to 1575 code for a protein of 524 amino acids. The record is from RefSeq and is a predicted model, not a curated record. Lineage: Eukaryota; Fungi; Ascomycota; Sordariomycetes; Hypocreales; Nectriaceae. The transcript is spliced from 2 exons. Gene Ontology annotation, cellular component: membrane. Gene Ontology annotation, biological process: carbohydrate transport; transmembrane transport.